Messenger RNA from Daucus carota subsp. sativus, 1771 nucleotides. RefSeq names its product uridine kinase-like protein 5. The record is from RefSeq and is a predicted model, not a curated record. Lineage: Eukaryota; Viridiplantae; Streptophyta; Magnoliopsida; Apiales; Apiaceae. Bases 1 to 1395 code for a protein of 464 amino acids. Gene Ontology annotation, cellular component: cytoplasm. Gene Ontology annotation, molecular function: ATP binding; kinase activity. The transcript has 15 exons.
AUGAUAAAUCCCGAAAGCGAGGUAGGAUCGGAUAAUGCAGCUUCGGAUGAUCGUCAAUCAAAGAGUAUUCUGACACAAGAGGUCUCCACUAAGCAACCUUUUAUUAUUGGUGUUGCUGGAGGAACUGCCUCGGGUAAAACAACUGUUUGUAAUGUGAUUAUCUCGCAGCUUCGUGAUCAACGGGUUGUUCUUCUCAAUCAAGACUCAUUUUAUCACCCACUGACUGAUGAACAAAUGAAGAAAGUACAUGAGUACAACUUUGAUCAUCCAGAUGCCUUUGAUGUGGAGCUCCUACUCUCUUGUACUGAAACAUUAAAGAGUGGAAAGGCAGUUAGCAUCCCAAAUUAUGAUUACAAGAGGCAUAAGAACGUUGAACCAUCACGGAUGGUUAACCCCUCCGAUGUCAUCAUUAUAGAAGGCAUUUUGGUUCUUCAUGAUCACCGUGUACGUGACCUCAUGAGCAUGAAAAUAUUCGUUGAUACAGAUUCUGAUUUGCGCCUUGCAAGAAGAAUUCAGCGAGACACUGUCAAUAGGGAGAGAGAUAUUCAGUAUGUACUUGAUCAAUACGCUAAAUUUGUAAAGCCUAGUUUCGAAGAAUUUAUACUUCCAUCAAAGAAAUAUGCAGAUAUCAUCAUUCCUCGGGGAGCAGAUAAUGAUGUUGCAAUCGACCUGAUAGUACAACAUAUUUUUACUAAGCUUGGACAACACAAUCUAUGUCAAAUUUAUACAAAUCUUUUCGUCAUACAGUCAACAAAUCAGAUACGAGGGAUGCACACACUCGUCCGUGAUGUUAGAACAACAAAUCAUGACUUCGUCUUCUAUGCAGAUCGGCUGAUUCGCUUGGUUGUCGAGCAUGGUCUAGGCCACCUACCAUUUACUGAAAAGCAGAUUAAAACUCCUACUGGAUCAAUAUAUACCGGAGUUGUUUUCAAUAAAAGGCUGUGUGGAGUCUCAGUUGUCAGAAGUGGUGAAAGUAUGGAGAAUGCCUUAAGAGCAUGUUGCAAGGGGAUUAAAAUUGGAAAAAUCCUCAUCCAUGGUGCAGGCACCAAUGGCAGACAGUUGAUCUAUGAGAAGCUUCCAGCAGAUAUUUCUAGCCGCCAAGUGCUACUACUUGAUCCAGUUCUUGCUUCAGGAAACUCUGCUGUCAAAGCAAUUUCUCUACUACUCACUAAAGGUGUACCAGAAUCUAAUAUCAUUUUCCUUAACCUAAUAGCAGCCCCUGAAGGAGUACAUACCGUUUGCAAGAAAUUCCCAAGGCUAAAGAUUGUGACAUCAGAAAUUGAUUCAUCACUAAAUGAAGAUUCAAGUGUAAUCCCAGGCAUGGGAGAAUUUGGAGAUCGCUACUUUGGAACUGAUAAUGAUCCCGGUUCUCUUUUACGCCAAAGUAGCAGAUAACUGCAAAACAAAAAAAAUGCACAAUGAACCCUUCCAGAAAAUGUUUAUACAUAUGUUCUUGGUUAUAGGUCCAAGAGUUAUAUCUGUUACCUGGCAAGCUGUUGUUGCUGCUUGUGGUGUUCCUGUGAUCUAUGGAGGACGGAAGUCUUGUCAAAGAAAUUUGCAGAGAAAUCCCAGAUUCCGGAUUCAGUUAGCAAGUUUAAAUGAGUGUCUGUAGAACAAAAAUAAAGCUUUUGAGGUUGGGAGUUGAGCGUAGUAGUAAAGGCACUCCUCCACCCGUGACUGGGUUCAGAUUCUCACUAUACUGAUUCCCCUGUACUAACAAAAGUAUGUAACUUAUCAUAAGAAUAAUAAAACAAGUAAGCUUUCUGUUUCA